GAGUCUACCACGAGAGAUGUAUAGUGAGAAGAGAAUGCACAUUAUGGUCAUUGGCUGCAUGCACAAUAUUACUGCAGAUAUGCAGUACAAUUGGAAAAAUUGAUCUCACUCUGCACCAGAGAGGCAGAUAAACUUUACUUCCUGAUUUCACAGGAGAGAGACAGUGCAGGCAAUGUCACAAGUACAAGUGAUUACUCACUUGAGACUGACCCAUGACCAUUUAUGAGCUCCUCUGAGUGAAAGAUACAGAAAAGAUGGACGACAUAGACACCAUGUUCACUCACCUCCUUGGAGAGAUGGAUCAUCUCUCUCAGAGUUUGAUGCCUGCAACAGAUGCACCAGAUGCGGAUCCUGCCUCACAGAGAGAGAGCACCUUCUCCAUUGGCUUCGUAGACCUAAAUGAGUGUCUUAAUGAGCUGGAGGAUAAUGACCUGGAUGUUUUGGUGGCAGCCCUUGAGUCAAAACCAACCAAUACCAGCAGUGGUACUGACAGUCAGAUUGCAACAUCAGCUGUGACUCAUGAAUAUGAGCCAGUCGCUGCCCUUUCUCAACCUUCAAACACCACUGAAUCAUCUGGAGUGCUGCAGAUGACAAAGGCAGACAAAAUUCAGGUGGCUCUGGAGAAGCUGAAAGAAGCCAAAGUGAGGAAGUUGAUAAUAAAGGUGCUGAUGAGUGACGGCAGCUCUAAGACACUGAUGGUAGAUGAGAGACAGACAGUCCGGGAGGUUUUGGACAAGCUGUUUGAGAAGACACACUGUGACUGCAGCAUCGACUGGAGCCUGUGUGAGACCAACCCUGAGCUGCAGACUGAAAGAGGCUUUGAGGACCAUGAAUAUUUAGUGGAGCCGCUGUCUGUGUGGACUCGCCACACUGAAAACAAAAUCUAUUUUGAGUUAAGACCUCAGAAGUACAUGAUGUUCAACCACCCUCAGUUAUUUUACAUGUGGAGAAAGAAGAAAUCAUGUUUGAAUGAGGUUAACGAGCAAGCCAAACGACUCUUAAUCAAGGAGAAUUUUGGAGGUUCUGCUCUGAUUGUUCCUGAUCUCGAGGGCACACUGUACCUAAAGGAAGAUGGCAAAAAGGUUUGGAAACCUCGUUACUUCGUGCUCAGGGCCUCCGGCAUCUACUAUGUACCCAAAGGAAAAACCAAGUCUUCCAGUGAUCUCGUCUGCUUCAUCCAUUUUGAAAAAGUCAACAUCUACACCACCAAUAACUACAAACAAAAAUACAAAGCUCCCACCAAUUUCUGCUUCAUUCUAAAGCAUCCCUGCAUCCAGAAAGAGUCGCCCUACAUCAGGUUCCUGUGCUGUGAAGAUGAAAAGACACUGCUGCUUUGGGUCAACUCCAUCAGAAUAGCCAAGUAUGGGACUUCCCUGUACACAAACUACCAGGCUGCAAUUAAGAGAGCCUCCACUUUGCAGAUUCUGCACUCCACUGCACAUAAAGACAAAUCUAGCAGUCGCGCUGAAGACUAUCCACACGAGCCACCACCUGACUUCAUCCCUCCUCCUCCUCAUGGACACACACAAGUUUGACGCACAGCUUUGCUGUUCUUUGUGUCAGGUUUAACUUUUUGCCAAUCUAGCCUUCACUGUGCUCUAUUUAUUUUCAGAUGUAUAAUGAUAGCUCAGAUGCAUAAUGAUAUUUAUUCCUAGUUUGUUUUUGACGCCUGCUCCAACAGCUUUAUGACACACAAAUCACACACUUCUGUUUCAAUGAGCGGUUUAUUACAAAAAGACUGUACAUAAAUUUCAAUGAACACAUCCUAUGUACAAACUGAGAGAAGAAGACAAAUACUGAAUUCUGUUCCCAUGAACAUUUAAGUUACUGCCCCCCCUCCCCCACCCCAUGUUUCAUCAUUAAGAAAACACACAUCAAAGAGAGGCGCAUUGACCUGUGAUGCCCUGAAAUGUUAGAUGUUAAGUGGUAAACAUUACAAAGUCUUGCACGUCAGUGGUUGUCUCAUGAUUUCUCUAUGGAAAAAAAGUAUAAAUUAAUCCUUUACAUCCAAACUGCAAGCGAACCUUCAGCAGUCUGACACAAACACAAGCUGAAUGCGAAGCUAGAAAUGCGUUAGGUAGAAAAAGUUGUUUCUCACAAAAAAAUGACCUCAUGAUGGAAAAAAUACAAUCAAGAAUGAGAUGUAGUUGCAAAUCAUUCACUGUAAUGAUGUUUAGAUGCUUUCAUGUACAGAAUACUGUCCGUUUGAUGUGUUUUCUGGUGUGUGUGAACCUGCAAGCCUCUGGAUCACAAUCCCCACACAAAAUAAAGAAGUCUGUAUCCAUUUCAUAAUAAAGUCCAUGCUCAAUGCCCUUUAUUCUCAAAGUACUUAUGUAUAAGUAUUUAUGUUUGUUUAUGUUACAAAAGUGGCUGCUGAGAUAAACAUUACCGAUAACAUAUGACAGCACGGUUCCUCUCUAAGAGCAGGUACCUUAUUUUGCAAAAGUAGCACAAAUAAAAAGUCUUCAUAUCAGCACUGUUUUUAAGACCUUGGGAGUGUAAUUCAUUCCUACACUCAGCUAGCAUGUGUCAUUCAUAUGGAGCACAGACUUUUAUCAGUAUCUGUGUGUAGACACA
Molecule: messenger RNA, 2577 nt
Organism: Scatophagus argus
Lineage: Eukaryota; Metazoa; Chordata; Actinopteri; Scatophagidae
Product: amyloid beta A4 precursor protein-binding family B member 1-interacting protein-like
Exons: 13
Coding region: 255-1535 (426 amino acids)
Biological process (GO): signal transduction
Cellular component (GO): plasma membrane; cytosol
Source: RefSeq, a predicted model, not a curated record